Molecule: messenger RNA, 1275 nt
Organism: Onychomys torridus (southern grasshopper mouse)
Lineage: Eukaryota; Metazoa; Chordata; Mammalia; Rodentia; Cricetidae
Product: survival motor neuron protein-like
Biological process (GO): regulation of alternative mRNA splicing, via spliceosome; mRNA processing
Cellular component (GO): precatalytic spliceosome; cytoplasm; nucleus
Molecular function (GO): RNA binding
Source: RefSeq, a predicted model, not a curated record
ACGGAAGUCGUCCCGGGGCGAGCCCCCGCCGCGUCCGCGGUCACUUGCCAUGGCGAUGGGCAGCGGCGGUGCAGGCUCGGAGCAGGAGGACGCGGUGCUGUUCCGACGUGGCACCGGCCAGAGUGAUGAUUCUGACAUUUGGGAUGCUACAGCAUUGAUAAAAGCUUAUGAUAAAGCUGUGGCUUCCUUUAAGCAUGCUCUAAAGAAUGGUGAUGUUUGUGAAACUUCAGAUAAGCCAAAAGGCACAGCCAGAAGAAAACCUGCUAAGAAAAAUAAAAACCAAAAGAAGAAUACCAUGCCUCCCUUGAAACAGUGGAAAGUUGGUGACAAGUGUUCUGCCAUUUGGUCAGAAGACGGCUAUGUUUACCCAGCUACCAUCACUUCCAUUGAUUUUAAGAGGGAAACCUGUGUUGUGGUUUAUACUGGAUAUGGAAACAGAGAGGAGCAAAAUCUGUCUGAUCUCCUUUCCCCAACCUGUGAAGUAGCUAAUCAUGCAGAACAGAGCACUCAGGAGAAUGAAAGUCAAGCUUCAACAGACGACAGUGAGAACUCCUCCAGAUCUCUCGGAAGUAAACCACACAGCAAGUCCAAAGCUGCUCCUUGGAACUCGUUUCUCCCUCCACUACCUCCAAUGCCAGGGUUAGGAUUGGGACCAGGAAAGCCAGGCCUGAGAUUCAAUGGCCCACCUCCCCCUCCCCCCUUCCUGCCAUGUUGGAUGCCUCCGUUCCCUUCAGGACCACCAAUAAUCCCUCCACCCCCUCCCAUAUCUCCAGAUUGUCUGGAUGACACUGAUGCCCUGGGAAGUAUGUUGAUCUCAUGGUACAUGAGUGGCUACCACACUGGCUAUUACAUGAGAGCUGCCUGCCGCACCCUAGAGAUGGCGCUGGCUUCCGCCUUCCACCUUCCCAGUGGGUUUCAGACAAAAUAAGAAAGAAGGAAAGCGCUCACAUGCAAAUUAAGCAGUGCAGCUCUCUGCCAAGGAGAUGGCAUGUUAGUGUUCCUGGUCGAUAUGAACGGAAGUCUCAUUGUCAUCUUGUGGACUCUUGGCUGAGUGGCGUCAUCAUCACCAGCGUUUUCCCGUUCUGGCUCCAGGCCUAACUCACCAUGGGUGUGUUUAGAGCACGAUCACUUUGAGGAACAGAAUGGUGGAACUGUGAGCACAUGGAGUCAGUCUGCCAAAACUGUGACUGAGCACACUUGUAGAAUUGCAACUUCCUUAGUGUGUCAAGAUUUUUAUUAAUGCCUUUACCAACAAAUAAAAGUCCUUUUUCGAAA